Pocillopora meandrina is the source of this 4736-nucleotide messenger RNA. The record is from the annotation of a GenBank genome assembly. Lineage: Eukaryota; Metazoa; Cnidaria; Anthozoa; Scleractinia; Pocilloporidae.
AUGGCGGACGUGACAACAGUGCCUUUUUCAGGAAGUUCUGCAGAAACUAUCGAGAAGGCAAAGGCUUUCUGGAAGUGUAUAGACCCUCCUCCGGAACAGAAGUCUACAUUAGCCGUCAGUGGAAUAAACCACCGCCUAAAAACUGCCCCUCAAGCUGGAGACGGUUCGUUAAAACACUGUUUUAAAACAUCAGUCUGGAAUUAAACAGCUUACCUCUCGUAAAAUAUCUUGUAUUACGCUCAAUUGCAAAUUGGCGGCCCUGCCGCUUUCUAGAAGCAUGGGAAAUAAACGCUUGCAAUCGAGACGAUGGCAUUCAUCUGCCAAGCGAGUAUUUGACAAAAGUGCUGAAGGAUAAGGUCUAAUUAACUAAACAACUGUUAAUAGUGUAUUUUGAUCGUCCGGGUGAGUGUAGUCCUGAGUCCGUGAAGGACUUGUUGUGUGUAAUGGUGACUGACGUUUCGACAACCUGAGCGGAAGUCAUAGUCAGAGUCAAGUGAAAGGUUGCUGUCAGUCGAAUGAUCUUCAUCUGAAACUGUAUGACUACACUCACCCGGACGAUCAAACUACACUAUUACAUGUUACUCCCGAGUUCAAACCAUUUACUGUAAACAACUGUUGGUACUAUACAAAUAUCCUGCAUUUCUGAUCUUUUCUCAUCUUUUUAGAACUUUCUCACUUGUGCAACGAUUUUUUAUAGUUGUGAGUUUGUAUUGUAUUCGUGCUCUUCUCAAUCAACUACUGAAAAUGUAUCGUUACGGCAGCUUUUUACGCACAUUCACUGGGUUACUUUGAAUGCUUUUUGGGAUGCUUCUGUUGGUUUUUCGUUGAUGUUUUGUUCUAUGACACUUUAUUCACUUAACCCUUUAACUCCUAAGAUCUAGUUUUUAAUUCUCUCCUGUUCCCAAUAAAUUAGUAAUGAGAAUUUGGUGUUGGAUCAAGAUAUCUUCUACCUGAUAAGUUUGAGUAUUCUCAUAACCUGUUUGCUGGAUGAUGUAUGGAAAUUAUAGGGGGAAGUUACGUGCUGAUCACUUCUUGGAAGUGGGUUCAACUUCAACCUAAUGUUGGGUUAUGGAAAUUUGAAUUGAUCCCUUUGCAGGCAAGAGAUUAGUUGGUACCCAUCAGACACUCACAACUUCACUUGAAAUGGAAAAUGAUCCAAGUAAGUGAAUUUCAGCUUAACUCAUAACUUCUUUUGUCAGUUGAGGAUCUAAAUUCUCAGACUUAAAUUUUAAAAAAAACCUUCUCUUGAACUUUCUAAGUUGAAUAAGCUAAUCAUCAUGUCUUUAGGACUCGCAACAUAUUUGGAGGAUGCCCAGAAAAGGAAAGAACAGGAACAAGCCGACUAUGUGCAAAAAAUAGUGAGAUGAUUUUUGCAAUUGUGGUGGUAUUUUACAGCUUAGAUAGAUAAUUUUGUUGAAAAAUACUAUUAAUAACUUCCACAAUUUACCUUGAACUGUUGGGUGUUUUAGAUCUGUGUGGCCUGCUGCUUUUUGUGUUGUUUCCUGUGUUUUUUUAGAAAGUUGAAAUCUUGAUGAUUUAUCGUCAUUGUUUUGGGCCCUUAGGCUGCUUGGUUUACAGCUGUUUUGUAUUGGUGAUGACAUGAUCCCAAGUGAAAUUUGGUAUUAAUAAGCACAAGUAAAUUUUUCAAAGACAACAAAAUUGCACAACCCUUAGAGUGAGUGCAAUUUGCAGUCUUUGAAAUAUUUAAAAGACUAGUGCGUACUACACCAAAAUGUAAGGGAAAUUAUAUUAUUACUUAUUAAUGAUAUAAUUUGCACUCAUGUUACAACUUUGUACUUGUGUUACAUCAGAAUACGCUAGUUUUACACCAAUCAGAAGUGCAUAAUUUUUUCAUGUACAUUAUUACCUCAAAAAUUGUAUUUGUUUGUAAGUGGCAGUACAGAUGGUGGAAUACACAUGUCAGAUUAGUUUGUGAAUCAAAGAUGCAGGUUGAUGACACUCAAAUAUAAAGCAAAAGUGACUUAAGUUUUUGUCUGGUUCAUCUUCACUCUGGGUACAUCUACAAGGAAUAGUUUCCCCUUGCUGGUACUCCUCAUUACUCUCGUCAAUUGCCUAAUUCUCUCUGUCUACUCCCCUCAUCCCCAUAUGCUGACCUUUACACACCUUGGCACUUUGCUUGGGUAGCCCAUGUCAUGUUAUAAAGUCCUGGACUUUAGUUUUUCUCUGUCUUGAUCUAGAUAUAGAUAAUUAAUUCACUAAUAAUGAACAUGAAAAAAUUAAACGCAUUUUUCAUGUAACACAAGUGCAAAGUUGUAACACGAAUGCAAAGUUGUAACACAAGUGGAAAGUACAAAUAGCACAUGGGUGCCAUCAAAAUUUCAUUCAUCUUCGUUUUCUGUGAUGCAUUUUUCAUGUAAAUUAUUAACAAGUAACAACGAUACGGUAUAAUAAGCACUAGUAAGCACUUUUCCAGUAAAUAUUUCAAAGACUAUGAAUUGUACUUGCCUUAUGGAUGUGUGCAAUUCUAUUGUCUUUGAAAAAUUUAUUCAUGCUUAGUAACACCAAAUUGCAUUCAAAGUCAUGAUUUUACCUAUACAAACAGGCCAGUAUGGUCAGAUAAGAUCCUUAGGUGUGGCAAUAUCAGGAUUAUAGCUAACCACUGGCUAACCAGGUUGUAUUGCAGUCAUGUAAUAAUUGCCUAAUACAUUUAUGUUGUAUUAUAGACAAACAUCCCAUGGUAACAGCAUGAAAGUUAGCCAGUAGAUUUAGCAGGUCAUGUCUAAACUGAUUUUAAUUUUGAAGUGUCUUUGCAUCUUGCAGACUUCAUUUAGAGAAGAAGCUCAACAAACACUGGCCAAAAGAAAGGUGGAGAGAUUAAAGGUGAGGUGACCCUUUUUGCCAUUGGAUGUGCAAAGCAAAUAGCAUCUAAUUUCUUCAGUCUUACAAUAUCACUCUGAAUCACAAAUCAAGGCCAAGAGAAAAGAGGAAAAGAAGCUUCUGAUUGUUAAACAAAUUCUCCUUGUCAGCACCUUAAGAAAUUUUUAGAGAAGAGUAUGGAGGAUAUUGAUACUGAUGUUAGGGUGUAAUGGGUUUAAGAUGGAGGACUGAUUGAGAAUCCGUGAACUCCCAAGAUCUUGUUAGUAAUUCUCCUUACUGUCUGCCAUACAGUUCUUGUGAUGUUAGUUUGGAGAAUUUGGUAUUGGAUCAAUCUAUAAUCCCCUAAUUGGUAUUUUUCUGUAUUCUCAUCACUUGUCUGCUUGAUAUUGAUAUUUGAAAGAGGAAUUCUGUCUUGGUCACUCACGAGAGUUAAAGGAUUGGGGAGGACUUUUGUGGGGAUGCCAGCUAAGUUUGCACCAGAUGUAUUGCAGAAUAGCUCAGUAAUCAGAAUUGCAACCUUUAGAGGUUGACCUGACCAUAAAAAGAUAAUAUUCUGCAUAGUACUACCCAUGAAUUCACUUCAGGUUUACUUUGAUUUGAGGUAUAACUGUUCUUGCUUAAGAUGAGUUUCCCUUUUAUUUCUUUGUCAAAGUAUUGUUCAUGUAAUAUAGCAUCCUAACACAUUGUGGAUGAUACCCAAAACGUUUUGGAAAAAUUGAGGCAAUCAUGGUGAUAAAGAAGUUUAAAUCAGCAAUCACUUACUUCAAUGUCAUGAUCUCUUCCUUCUCACCUGAGCUCCCUUUAGUGAGAAGGCAAAUGAAGGGGGUGGGGUGGGUGCAAGGAAAGAAUAGAGACCCAUUCCUAGCUGGAACCAGGCUGAAAUUCUGAAAUAUUGUGAUUUUGAGCAUCAAUCAUGAUUCAAGAAAAUAAAGAAGGGAGCUGGUUGCAAUUCAAUGCUAUAUUACCUGAAACACAGACUUUUGGUUUUUUCAUGGAAAUGAAAAGCAAUUUUUGAACCUUAAUUAAAACUUUUAGGCUUUAAUUGUGGAAGCAGGGAUGGUGCAGUGGUGAGAGUGCUUCCUUUCCGCCCCUCCCACCACUGUGAACUGGGUUCAGAUCCUGGACCUGGUGUCACAUGUGGAUUGAGUUUGUUAUUAGCUCUCAUCCUUGCUUCAAGUGGUUUUCUGUGGGUCCUCCUGUUUUCCUCCCUCAGCAAAAAACCAACAUUCUAAAUUCCAACUCAACCUGGCAAAAGUGGACAGGAAGAGCCACCCCACGGAUUGUCCACUGCUAAUAUCCGGUUAUUUUUUUUUUGAGUGUGUGUUUGUGUACUGCCAUCCAUGCAGGCUUUGUCAUGUUUGGGACCAGUCACUAUUUAUAUUGUCUAGGGAGGGGGUGGGAGGAUUCUUGUUGUAUCACCCUGAAAUUAACCUUGUGCCUCCCCCUCCAAAGCUUUGAAGUAUUUUAAUGAUCCCCUCCAUUGGCAGGCAAUUUUCUGUAGCCCCCCCUUUGUACCUUGUUAGCAAUGACUGUUUCUCCCCCCUGUUACCCUGAAAACCAUGUGAUCCCCCCUUCAUUCUUUCUCUCUACACCCCCUCCCCGUGAUAAAUAAUGAUAGAUGCUUUACUUUUAAUUUCCCCCUGAGCAGAAAGAAGCAAUCUCACAUCGUCAGCCCAAAGAAUAUGUCUUCAACAUCUCGUAAGUGGGAAACUCUCUUUGUUUUUUCCUGUUUUUUUUUUUUCUUUUUUACUGUGUAGUCUUGAUGCCAUUUCUUCCAAAUUUUGGUAUGUAUUUAUAGAGAGUCCAGUGAAGAAGAUGACGAAGCCGUGGAAGCCAUGGCAGAAAUUGAUAAGUUUGAGGAUAGUCUUAAACAGAAGGAAAUUAUAAAACCAGAGUAG